Messenger RNA from Metarhizium brunneum ARSEF 3297, 633 nucleotides. It is a transcript of the gene SVP26, whose product is annotated as Protein SVP26. Gene Ontology annotation, cellular component: endoplasmic reticulum membrane; Golgi membrane; COPII-coated ER to Golgi transport vesicle. Gene Ontology annotation, biological process: endoplasmic reticulum to Golgi vesicle-mediated transport. NCBI's taxonomy places the organism in Eukaryota, Fungi, Ascomycota, Sordariomycetes, Hypocreales, Clavicipitaceae. The record is from RefSeq and is a predicted model, not a curated record. Gene Ontology annotation, molecular function: COPII receptor activity.
AUGUGGAUGCUGCCACUGAUCGGCUACGCAGGCGCCAUCAUAGGCUUCUGCUUCCUGACGCUCGCCAUCGCCUCAGGCCUGUACUACCUGUCCGAGCUCGUGGAAGAGCACACCGUCAUCGCCAAGCGCCUGCUCACCCGCCUCAUCUACACCCUCAUCGGCGUCCAGGUCGCGCUGUGGCUGGUGGACGGAUUCCCCUUUGGCGCGACCAUGCUGGGCGUCUUUGCCCACGUCGUCUACCUGGGCAACAUGCGCAGGUUCCCGUUUGUCAAGCUGUCCGAUCCUCUGUUCUUGCUAUCAUGCGUCCUGGUCCUCGUCGACCACUACGUCUGGUUCCGACACUUCUCUGACGCCCAGACGCGCGCGUACCAGCGGCCCUCGUACUAUGACCAGGUCGACGUGCCGAGCUUCUCCAUGAUCGCGUCCUACUUUGGCCUCUGUGUAUGGCUGGUCCCGUUUGCGCUCUUCGUCAGCUUGUCGGCCGGCGAUAACGUGCUGCCCACCAUGGGCACCGAGCCGGUGCGCGGCGCCGACGGCCGGGCGAAGCCGCAGGGCAUGGUCAAGGCCGUCGUCGAUUACGUCCGGGGUGUGAUUGGCGAUGUUGCCGGGUCGAAUGCUUUGGGCCGGCCGUGA